AUGAUUCAGUCCUGCGUCGAAGUCAUAGAGAACUGGGACGCUGUGGUCGAUGACUGGUCUAUACAGCCGCGAAGGCCAUCAGAGGCCACAUCUAUCACUAGUGAAGUCAAUCGCCUUCGAAGAAAGAUUAUGGGCUGGUUGGUGCCUAGCCUCGACGAGCACGGCAGUCCUUACGCGCGUCUGUCCAAAGAUGUUUCACAUAGACUGACCGAAAGCCUUCGGGACGUGGACCUGAUUGACGAGGCCUACGCCUCUAACAGUAUCACAGCUCGGAGUCCAGUCUAUCCGAUUAACUUACUCAGACAAAUAGAUGUCGAAUGCCAGGCCAUCGUUAGUGGACGCCUCAGUGAAAGAGAUGCUGCGGCUGCUGCAAGUGCCCGUAGUAGAAGUCUCCAGGCCUUGAUUUGUUCAACCAGCAACCAGGCUACGGGGCGAGGAAGAUCACAGGACCUCCCGAAUGCAGAUGCGUCAUUGAUUUCUGACAGAGUUCGCAGCUGGGGAUACUUUGCUAGUGUCCCAAUAUUGACUCAAGCAGCCUCUCCGUCGCGGUAUUCAGACACGUCGACUUGCGAAAGACGUCUUCCAGUGACUGCUAACGAGCUAGUUCCACCUCCUACAGAUUAUCCAACUUCUGGCGCAUCUACGGAGAUAACAGAGGGAGACCACAAUGAAACUGACGUCUCUGUCGAGUCUCGCAGCCGGCUCAACUGGCUAACUGAGGCAACCGCAUUCGCCCGUACUGAAGUGAGUCGUCUUCGGUCACACGAUCUCUCCUCGUACCGGCCCUCUUUGAUGGAACUGCGCGAUCACUGCGUCCGAUUCUUGGCCUUCUCCCAGUCCGUUGAGUCCUAUCUGGCGCCCAGCCAGGCAGACCGCGAAUUCCCACCAAGCCUUGACACUGAUCUGGCCAUUCUCGAGCAGACGACCCAACAGUGGCUGGACCGUCUCGUGACACUUGUCAACUCCAAUGAAGAAUUGAAACAGGAGAUCACAGCUUGGAGGACCGAGAAGACAGACACCUCUGCCGAUGUCUUUACAGAAGACCAGGAGAAGCAGCGUCCAAUGUCUAGCAUUUCGUGGUGGCACAACGUCCUCCAAACCAUCUCGGGCCUUAAACAACGAGUGCAGUCCCCGGGUCAUCCCGCCUUGAAGCUUCUCGCUGACCUGGUUGCUCAAAUUGAAUCGAUAGGUGUCCGA
This is a messenger RNA of Dibothriocephalus latus, 1197 nucleotides long. The record is from the annotation of a GenBank genome assembly. NCBI's taxonomy places the organism in Eukaryota, Metazoa, Platyhelminthes, Cestoda, Diphyllobothriidea, Diphyllobothriidae.